UGUCGUAUGACGUGUUUCAUCGCAUUGUUAUUAAACCGCCACCCUAACCUUAAAUAUCAAUCAAUGUUUUAAUUUUGCUAAUACGUCUGCAUUUCGAAAUGCAGUUUCAUAGUUUAUUAGAAAUUAACGUUGACAAGUUAUUUGAAACUCAUACUAUUUCUGAAGUUCAAGAAGUUCGUAAGAAAUUACAGUCUGAAGUUGAAAAAAAGAAAGAAGAUUUACGAGUUAUUGUCGGGGAGCGGUACAGGGACCUGAUAGAUGCUGCGGACACCAUCACGGAGAUGAAGGAAACGGUGGCGGGAGUCGCUCUGCACCAGACAAGGAUGACGGACCAGCUGCAGCAUCUGCAGCAGAGACAGCUGUUUGGUUUCAGGGCAGCCGGAAAGAGCAGCUCCACACCAGAGAGGCUGGCGAGGAACAAGUUCUUCUGUGCGGUUGCAGCUCAGGUGAAGAUCCUGGUGGACAUCCCAGACCAAAUCUGGACAGCGAUGGAGCAGCGUGACUACCUCAUGGGAGCUCAGCUGUUUCUCCUGGCCCGCCACGUCAGCACAGGCCUCCAGCUGGAAGGUGGUGCCUCAGAGGGACUACUGAUUGUCGAGCAAAUGCCUUUGAUCCUCCAGCAGUGGGACACCAUUGGCCAGUUCCGCACAGCCAUCCUAGAUGGCUGCCAGCACAGUCUUCAGUCCCACAGCCUGUCACCAGAGGAGGCGGCCAGCUGCAUGAGCGCAGUGGUGCUGCUGGAGGGCCUCGGCUCGCUGGAGCUGCUGGACAGGUUCCUGGAGCUGCGCGGGGACUCCCUGGAGAAGGUGCUGCAGUUCGACCGCGAGGCCAGCGUCAAGGCAUCGCUGGCCUCCGCCCUGGAGCUGUUGGUGCACACCAUCCUGCUGCUGCAUGCCUGCUUCUGCGACGGCAGCGACGACACGCAGGGCCUGGUGUGGGGGAAACUGAAGAGCAUCGUAGGAAGGGAUGCCCUUCCUUCCGUCUCCCUGGUCAGCCUCAAGGAUUUGGCUGUUGCCAGGUUUCUGCCGCCAGUUGUCAGAGAGUACAGGCCGUCCUGCAGCGCGCCACUGCAGCCCGUAUCCCCCGGGGACAUGCGGGGCCGGGCGACCGCGUGGCUGGAGCGCGUGGGCGGCCGGGUGGGGCGGCAGGCGGCCGCCCUGCUGGGCCUCGUGGGGACGCUACGAGGCCUGCGCGGCGUGCGGGAGGCCGCCGUCGCCGUGGCCCCCGCGAGGGCAGGCUGGGACGAGGCCUGCCGUCGGCUGAUGGUGCCCCCGGGGCUGGACCCCUGGAGGGAGUACUUCGCCCCGCUGGUGACGGCCCACGCCAAGACCCUCGUCGCCGGCAAGUGGGCCGAGGCCGUGGCACAGCUGGAGGAGAUGCUGGUUGCCGCAGUGCGGGACGCCGCCCCUGAGAGGUGCAGCCAGCCAGAGCACGACCUGCGAUGGUUCGUGUGGAAGGAGUGGGCGACAGACUUGCCUCGGGACCCGUCUAGCAACCGAGGCCUGCUGAUGAAGGUGGUGGGCUUCACGCCCAGCGUGGAGAAGCUGUGCUCGGCCCUGGAUGCCUGCCUGGAGAGCCUGAUCCAGGACCUGCAGUUCUACCUGAGCCCCGAGCCCGAGCACGAGCAAGACUCGGCAGAGCUGAGACUCCAUCUCCAGCAGUGCAGCGACGCCAGUGUCCGCAGGCUGGUGCAGUUCGUGGAGUCUCGGUUGGUGUCCUCGGAGGACGAGGGUAGCACGGUACUGGCUGCUCGCUUCCUGCAGGCCCUCACCAGCCUGUGCCCCAGCCUGCACAAGUGUCUGGUGCCAGCCGCCUUCCACAGGGAAGGCACGGGCGCCUGGCAGGAGCUGAGCGGGUGGCUGCGGCAGCGCAGCCUGGCAUGCUGGCAGGCCUGGAGCGCCCUGGUGCAAGCCGAGCUGCGCGACGCGACGCUCGACCUCCUGGGCCCGCUGCUGGACUCGGCCCCGCGCCGGCUCGAGGCCAGCGUGCGGGAAGAGCUGGAGGAGGGCCGCGCCGUCAGCUCCGUGAUCCGCGUGCCCGCGCAGCCGUCCCUGGCGCUGCAGGCGGCGCUGUGGGGGGCCGCCCGGAGGCUGGGGCGGGCGUGCCCCCACGCCGUGCCACUACCCGCGCUGCGAGGGGCGGUGCGGGGCCUGCUGGCCUGCGUGCUCGGCCACUACCGCGCCUGCCUGGACGAGGGCCGCGUGCUCGCGCAGGUCCAAGCCCUGCAGCUGCUGCUGGACGUGCGCUACUUGGCCGUGCUGCUGCUGCCGCGCGACGACAAGGAACUAACUUUGAAACUGCAAGAAAUAAGUGAGAGAUUGGAAGAGAAGAUUGAUCCAUUCGACAUGAAUGUUUUCAGUUCGUACUUGCAAGCCAACAUAAAAGCUAGCGUCCAAAGGAGUCAGUCUCUCCUGGGUGUGCUGGUGGCGUGGUCCGAGAAGACGCUGCCCGCGCCUGUGCCCGCGCCGAGCCACGACGCUGGCAGCCAAGGGACGGACCCCAGUGUGGUGCCGCUGUGCUCUGGGGCUCCGUGGUUCCCGCUGCUGCCCCUGGCGGGACCCCCUGCCGCCGCCCACCUCCCCGCCGUCACGCCCGACAAACCCCAGCCCAAGAAACUAACCAGCACAAAGUCGAAAGUUGAGGCUUCCCCCGGGGACAUCAUGAGAUCCAGUGCAGCAGCGUUUUUCGGAGCCAUGAGCUCGGAGUGGUUUGGCUCCAGCUAACAUAACGUGUGAGUGCUCGAGCAAUCACCCACGCAGUGUCUGGUUCUACAGGAUGGACAGCUCAGAAGCCAAAGCAAACUAAACAUUUAUUGCAGUAACAAAAUUUUGUUUUUGUCAGUGUCAGUUUUUCAACGUUUGUAAAUAAUAAAAGGAAUAUAUUUAUUUAUAAAAUUAUUGUUUGAUUAAAUGUAACAAAAAUAAGUAGUUUUAUUUUUAAUCCAUAGUAGAAA
Messenger RNA from Bacillus rossius redtenbacheri, 2953 nucleotides. RefSeq names its product conserved oligomeric Golgi complex subunit 1 (gene Cog1). NCBI's taxonomy places the organism in Eukaryota, Metazoa, Arthropoda, Insecta, Phasmatodea, Bacillidae. The transcript is spliced from 14 exons. The coding region runs from base 99 to 2723 and encodes 874 amino acids. Gene Ontology annotation, biological process: intra-Golgi vesicle-mediated transport. Gene Ontology annotation, cellular component: Golgi apparatus; COG complex. The record is from RefSeq and is a predicted model, not a curated record.